This is a messenger RNA of Colletotrichum graminicola M1.001, 192 nucleotides long. RefSeq lists its product as uncharacterized. Bases 1 to 192 code for a protein of 63 amino acids. The record is from RefSeq and is a predicted model, not a curated record. NCBI's taxonomy places the organism in Eukaryota, Fungi, Ascomycota, Sordariomycetes, Glomerellales, Glomerellaceae. The transcript has a single exon.
AUGAACCCCAAGUACGCCAAGGUCAGCUCCGUAGUCAUUUCGAUGCUCUCGUCGAACAUGAAUAUGAGCAUGGAGGGUGACAUCGACAUGGAGAAUCUCACCUCGUCCAUGCGCGCGCACAUGCUGUCGGCAGCUCGCGAACAGCCCGAGAAGCUGGUUUUGCUCAGGAAUAUAACACAACCAGGACCGUGA